Phytophthora sojae is the source of this 312-nucleotide messenger RNA. RefSeq lists its product as hypothetical. The coding region runs from base 1 to 312 and encodes 103 amino acids. The record is from RefSeq and is a predicted model, not a curated record. Lineage: Eukaryota; Oomycota; Peronosporomycetes; Peronosporales; Peronosporaceae. The transcript has 3 exons.
AUGCUGUCAGCGGUGCUCAAGCGCGUCGCUCCUCACGCGGAGGCGGCAAGUCGCUGCUUCUCCUCGCAACCCUCCAAGGUGUGGGAGCUUUUCCCCGCGACAGAGCCCGCAGCAGCAAAGCCCCAGGCGCCGCAGUACAUGAUGAACAUGCGGGACAACCUGGAGUUCGCUCUGGAGCGCAUGCGUCUCACUGAAGGGCCUGUGGCUCUGCAGCUGCUUAAUCGCAAUGCGCGUCAACCCAGAAAGGCAAACCAUGGCAAGCGGCCGUGCUCUCACUACCGCAGACGGUUAAAACGUCUUGGUCGCAAGUAG